AUGGCACGUCUUGCUCUGUUUCUGUCUUUUUUGACUCUAGCUUUAAUCUCCGUUGUGAAUUGUCGUGUAUUAACUUCUGUGACCGAUGAGAACCCGAUCUUGGUCUCGGAUGGAGUCCAAGACGGAUCUGAAUACGAAAAUCUCAGUCUUGAUCCGAAAAAUCGCAUUUCCGAGAAUGCUUGUGUUCAUGCCUACGGGUUUCUACCAUGUGCAGACAAUGUUAAAGGAUAUGUUUUUCAAGUUUUCUCCUUUGGUUGUCUCUUGAUAAUAGGUGAAUACUUCUUGUCUAAAGGAAGGUCAAAACUAUUUGUUAUCUUCGAGGUCGGUCUCUAUGGCGGAAUCAUCUUCCCUCUCCUUGUAAUGUUCCCAAGAAUCGUCCUUAUUCUCUCGACUGGUUUAAUGGGAAGCCGAGAUAUCGCAAACUCGAUGGUGGGUAAUAACAUUGGAGUUACUGUCGGAUACUCUGUCUUCGCUUUGACUAUGCAGUGGGGAGCUUGUGUUGUCUUUGGCUUAUCUGGUUUGAAAUCAGAUCAGUCCAUAAGAAAAGAAGAAGUCCAUAUUACGGACGCAAAGAGUCCAAGACGACAAGUUUACAAGAACAAUCUUUUGCUAAGUAUUGCUGAAACUAGCAUAGAUGCAGAUCCUAAGAACAAGAAAGCGGCAGGGAUUAUGCUCUUGACUUUAUUGCCUUUCGUUAUGGUCACAUUUUCAGCGAUAUUCGAUUCAAAAUCUUGGGACGACAUCAUCGUUUUGAUCACACUCAUUAUCUCUGGUUGUGCAUCUGUUGUCUACUUUAUUUAUUCGUAUUUUGAUAUAGCGGAUCAAGCAAAGAGCUUAGAUCAGGCGAGGUUUGAGCUCAUGUCAGAAGUUCAUAAGAACUUGCAGAACUUUUCACCUCAAAGCCUCAUAAGAAAUGGACAACUAAGUAAAGAGAGCAUAAAAAGUUUGUUCAAAAAAAUAGAUGUAAACAAAGACGGAAAGAUUCAAGUUUCGGAGUUAAAAGAUUUGACGGUAGAGUUUGGGAUGCUUGGGAGAAUGAAGUGUGGAAUAAAUGAGCUGGCUACUACAUUUCUUGCUGAUUUAGACAGCGAUAAAGAUGGUGAGAUAGAUGAGACUGAAUUCGAGAAUGGGAUCGAGAAAUGGCUGAAACAGUACAAAUUCACCUUCACUCGCACUGACUGUCCAACAGAGAACCAAGCUGAGGAAGAUGAAGUUUUGAAGAUGGAACAACCAAAGGAAUGUCUUUUAAGAAAGUUGCUCACAAAGAGAGCCUUAAGAGCUGUCCUUGAAGUCAUUCUAGGAAUGCUAAUUGUCAUCUUUCUUGCAAUGCCUUUCAUGAUGAACAUCGAGCUUUUAUCUGUGUCCGCUGGAGUUCCUUCGUUUUAUGUUGUCUUUGUGGUGAUCCCUUUGGCAAGAAACUUAAAGAAUGCUUUGUCUGCUCACUUCUGUCGCAAGAGAGACAAGAAGAGAGUCACUUCUGACAAAUUCUCUGAGAUCUACAGCGAUGUUACAAUGAACAAUCUAAUUGGAAUUUCAUGUAUAUUGGCGAUUGUGUACGUGCGAGGAUUCACUUGGGAUUAUUCUACUGAAGUUAUCAUUGUUGUGAUCGUUGGCUUUUUAAUAGGCAUACCGGCUUACGUGAGAUCGACUUAUCCGUUUUGGAUAAGUGUAUUGGCCUUUGCUCUCUACUUUAUCUCUCUUCUCCUUGUCUAUCUCCAUUUCAAGUCUGUAGCUCAAUGA
Molecule: messenger RNA, 1740 nt
Organism: Arabis nemorensis
Lineage: Eukaryota; Viridiplantae; Streptophyta; Magnoliopsida; Brassicales; Brassicaceae
Source: the annotation of a GenBank genome assembly